Messenger RNA from Oncorhynchus keta (chum salmon), 930 nucleotides. RefSeq names its product complement C1q-like protein 4. Gene Ontology annotation, molecular function: protein binding. Bases 1 to 741 code for a protein of 246 amino acids. The record is from RefSeq and is a predicted model, not a curated record. The transcript has 2 exons. NCBI's taxonomy places the organism in Eukaryota, Metazoa, Chordata, Actinopteri, Salmoniformes, Salmonidae.
AUGGGCGUGGCCAUGGUUCUACUCCUCCUGAUAGCCAUCCCCCUAUUGGUUCACACCAUGAAAGGGGGAGGAGCUAGCCAAGGAAGUGGCGGUGAGGGGACCCAUUAUGAGAUGCUGGGAAGCUGCAGAAUGGUCUGCGACACAUAUAGUACUGCCCAACCAGGCCAGGAGCUGACAGCCAUGUCCCCUCAACCGGAAUAUCCCGGGCGGAAGAAAACAGGGUACCGCGGGGUCCCUGGGAUCCCUGGUCCUCCAGGCGCCCGAGGACCCCCUGGGGAAUCAGGCAAGCCAGGGCCACAGGGGCCUCUUGGCCCUGGACCUAACGGUUACUUCCCCUCCUACAGCCCCAAAAUCGCCUUUUAUGCAGGGCUAAGGAAACAGCACGAGGGCAGCGAGGUGUUGAAGUUUGAUGAUGUGGUAACCAAUGUAGGGAACUACUAUGAGCCAAGUACUGGGAAGUUCACCUGUCCUCUACCUGGUAUCUACUUCUUCACCUACCAUGUUCUGAUGAGGGGCGGAGAUGGGACCAGCAUGUGGGCUGACCUGAAAAAGAACGGACAGGUGAGGGCCAGUGCCAUCGCCCAGGAUGCGGACCAGAACUAUGACUAUGCGUCUAACAGUGUGAUCCUGCAUCUAGACGUGGGGGACGAGGUGUGUGUACAGCUGGACGGGGGGAAGGUCCAUGGAGGAAACACCAACAAAUACAGCACCUUCUCUGGGUUCCUCAUCUACCCUGACUGACUGAAUUGACCAACUUGACCGACUGGACUGACUGACCUUCACAACUUUAAAAAGACAAGAGAGGCUGUGGGCGGACUGCAGGAGCUGAAGGCAACACAGACAGAUGCAGACAAACACACACACACACACAUACACACAAACACACAUAUACUCAUAUACAUACAUAUACACACACAAACAGUACACACA